This is a messenger RNA of Carcharodon carcharias (great white shark), 3059 nucleotides long. RefSeq names its product intraflagellar transport 88 homolog (gene ift88). Gene Ontology annotation, molecular function: kinesin binding. Bases 131 to 2605 code for a protein of 824 amino acids. The transcript has 26 exons. Lineage: Eukaryota; Metazoa; Chordata; Chondrichthyes; Lamniformes; Lamnidae. The record is from RefSeq and is a predicted model, not a curated record. Gene Ontology annotation, cellular component: non-motile cilium; ciliary base; centriole. Gene Ontology annotation, biological process: intraciliary transport; kidney development; non-motile cilium assembly.
UGUGGGAAGGAAGCCGCCCGAUUGUUUUAUCCAGUUGCGACCGUUUGGCUUAAUUUGAACUUUUGAAUUUGGCUUCAAUUUAUUUAUUUAUUUCUGUCGGAGGGCGCGAGCCGGUUGAAAGGGUGGAAUAAUGGAGCAUGUGCAUUUGACUGCACUAGAUGAAGAGGAUCUGUAUUCGGGAUAUAAUGACUACAACCCAACUUAUGAUACAGAGGAACUAGAGAAUGAUGUGGCUUUUCAACAAGCUUUGAGAACUAGCCAUGGAAGAAGACCUCCAAUGACUGCUAAAAUACCAAGUACUGGAGCAGGUGUACGUCCCUUUGGGAAUAUGGGGGCAAGGGUGCCUUUGGCUUCUUCAACGGGAAGGCCUGCCACUGGAGCUAUUCAGGAUGGGAUCGCUGUUGCUAGACCUAUGACCGCAGUGCGUGCAGCUGGCUAUUCUUCUGCAACUUACAGAGGCUCUGCAUUUGACCCACUGGGACAAUCAAGAGGUCCUGCUCCACCUCUAGAAACAAAGAAUGAAGAUACGCCAGAAGAAAAAGUUAAGAAUUUAGAGAAAACUGUGAAUGAGUUGAUUGAAGAAAGUUGCAUUGCCAACAGAUGUGGUGACCUGCAGUUGGCUCUGGAAAAAGCAAAGGAAGCAGGAAGAAAGGAGAGAAUACUGGUGAGGCAGAGAGAGCAAACGUCAUCUUCAGAUCAUAUCAAUCUGGAUCUUACUUAUUCAGUACUUUUCAAUUUAGCCAGCCAAUAUGCAGCUAAUGACAUGUAUGCAGAAGCAUUAAAUACCUAUCAAGUGAUAGUAAAAAACAAGAUGUUCAAUAAUGCAGGUCGGCUGAAGGUAAAUAUGGCAAAUAUUUACUUCAAGCAAAGAAAUUAUCCUAAGGCAAUAAAAUUUUAUCGAAUGGCAUUGGAUCAGAUAUCAAGUUCCCAUAAGGAGAUGAGGAUUAAAAUAAUGCAGAACAUUGGUGUUGUAUUUGUCAAAAUGGGACAGUACUCUGAUGCUAUCACCUCAUUUGAGCAUAUUAUGAGUGAAAGCCCAAAUUUAAAAACCAGUUUUAACCUCAUUCUGUGCUACUUUGCUAUUGGUGAUCGUGAAAAGAUGAAGAAAGCAUUCCAGAAGUUGAUAGUGGUCCCACUUGGUAUUGAUGAAGAUGACAAAUACAUUCCUCCUAAUGAUGAUCCACAUAUGAAUCUGGUGAUAGAAGCCAUCAAGAAUGACCCACUCAGACAAAUGGAACGAGAACGGAAAGCAAUGGCAGAGAGAUUUAUUAUGACAGCAGCUAAGUUGAUAGCACCCGCAAUUGAAGCAUCUUUUGCAGCUGGAUAUGACUGGUGUGUAGAAAUGGUGAAGGCUUCCCAAUAUGUUGAACUGGCUAAUGACCUGGAAAUUAACAAAGCCAUUACUUACCUACGACAGAGGGAUUUUAACCAGGCUGUGGAGACCCUAAAAACGUUUGAGAAGAAGGAUAGCAGGGUUAAGAGUGCAGCUGCGACAAAUCUCUCUUUCCUUUACUUUUUGGAAAAUGAUUUUGGACUUGCAGACCGGUAUGCAGAUCUUGCAAUGAAUGCUGAUCGAUAUAAUCCAGCAGCAUUAACAAAUAAAGGAAACUGUGUCUUUGCACGCGGCGACUAUGAGAAAGCAGCUGAGUUUUACAAGGAAGCCUUGCGGAAUGAUUCCUCUUUUACUGAGGCACUCUAUAACUUGGGUCUCACUUACAAGAAGUUGAAUAGACUGGAGGAGGCUUUGGAUUGUUUCUUGAAGCUCCAUGCAAUCAUGAGGAACAGCGCUCAAGUUAUGUACCAGAUUGCAAGUCUAUAUGAAAUGUUGGAAGAUCUUGCCCAAGCCAUUGAAUGGCUCAUGCAGUUGAUUAGCGUUGCCCCUACUGACCCACAGGCACUUGCUAAAUUAGGGGACCUGUACGACAAUGAGGGAGACAAGUCCCAGGCCUUCCAGUACUAUUAUGAGUCAUUUAGAUACUUCCCAUCGAAUAUCGAGGGCAUUGAAUGGCUUGGAGCCUACUAUAUUGACACACAGUUCUGUGAAAAAGCUAUUCAGUACUUUGAACGAGCAGCACUUAUCCAGCCUACUCAAGUCAAAUGGCAAUUAAUGGUGGCUAGCUGUUAUAGAAGAAGUGGUAACUAUCAAAAGGCACUGGAAACAUACAAAGACAUACAUCGAAAAUUUCCCGAAAAUGUUGAAUGUUUGCGCUUUCUAGUUCGUCUUUGUACAGAUAUGGGACUGAAAGAGGUCCAGGAAUAUGCCACACGACUGAAGAAAGUUGAAAAAAUGAAAGAGUUAAGAGAACAGCGUGUGAAGUCUGGCAGAGAUGGCAGUGCACGUGGGCGUAGAGAAGGCAGUGCUGGUAGCGAAAAUGGGCAAAGUAGCUAUGUUACUAGCGCCAAAGGAGAACGGAUGAGUGCCAAGUUGAAGUCGCUGCCUGGAGUUAAUGAUCCUUAUGAAACCAGCAACAAUAAAGAUAUAGAUGCUUCAUAUGUGGAUCCACUUGGACCACAAAUAGAAAGGCCCAGAACUGCAGCUCGAAAACGGGUUGAAGAUGAUGAAUUUGCAGAUGAAGAACUAGGAGAUGAUUUGUUACCAGAGUAAUGACUUCCAGGCCAAAAAAACAAAGAAAUGUCACUUGCAUAGUUGGUGUUUUUUUUUUGCUUUGAUAAUGUAUACAUUAAAUGUAUUCAUUUUAUAUUUGUAUUUUCUUUAAUGUACCUACUAAUGUGUUAUUACAUUUGUAAUUAACUAUGUUACUUGUAAAUAUAAAACUUGUAUAUUUUUAAUAUUUUAAAAUUUGUGAUAUAAUGUUAAAGAAGUGAUAGAUCUAUGGCUCAUUGAAAUGUAUGUUUAAAGGUAGACUAAUAUCACUAGUUGUAAUUACAUUUGAUUAUCUGUGUUAAUUGUUUAAUAUUUCAUUUAUACAUAAGGAAGAUAUUUAAAUAUUUAGGAUUUAAGGCAGAAAUUAAUUUCUUUUUAUCUUUAUGCCUUUAUAAUUCCAUUCUUGUACUUUUUCUGAAUGAUACUUCCUUAUUAAAUAUAAAAUCAAAACUGA